GGAUACGGAUAAGGUGCUGGGGAUAAGGUACCUUAGAAAGCCCCGGAGACUGAGGUGCCUCGUCCAAUCGAGCCGAUAAACUCUACAUAUAAGAAUGUCAGACCUCGAGGACGGCGGGCUUUUUUGCAUCGCCGUAUCCGACAGCGAAGACGAUUCGCAAGCCAACAAAAAGCCGCGCGAUGGCCAGACGGAGGAGGAAUUUCAGGCCGUGAGGAAGUCUUACCAGCCCAAGAUCGAAAACGGAGAAAUCUGGAAGAUCUCUGAGGGUGUACUUCCCCUCCAGGCUGUCGCCACCAAAGCUGAGGCCCAAGAACUCCUCCACGCCGUCGAGGAGCUGUAUUUCUUCCGACGGUUCUCUGAGGGUGCGACACUGGCGCGCAGGAUUUUGGAUUCGAGCGCAGAGAAGCUGGACAAUGAGCAUAGGAAUUUCUUUGUUCUAUAUGAAGAGAGAUGUCUGAAAAGGAUGAGGCAACGGGACAAUGGUGUGAUGGCUCCUACGUCGGCUGCGUCUUGAGCGCUCUUAGUAGCCUACCCCGGGAG
Molecule: messenger RNA, 540 nt
Organism: Sodiomyces alkalinus F11
Lineage: Eukaryota; Fungi; Ascomycota; Sordariomycetes; Glomerellales; Plectosphaerellaceae
Exons: 3
Coding region: 95-514 (139 amino acids)
Source: RefSeq, a predicted model, not a curated record